This is a messenger RNA of Aspergillus nidulans FGSC A4, 1083 nucleotides long. Its product is annotated as putative L-serine dehydratase. NCBI's taxonomy places the organism in Eukaryota, Fungi, Ascomycota, Eurotiomycetes, Eurotiales, Aspergillaceae. The record is from RefSeq and is a predicted model, not a curated record. The transcript is spliced from 3 exons. Gene Ontology annotation, molecular function: threonine deaminase activity; L-serine ammonia-lyase activity; pyridoxal phosphate binding. Gene Ontology annotation, cellular component: cytoplasm. The coding region runs from base 1 to 1083 and encodes 360 amino acids. Gene Ontology annotation, biological process: amino acid metabolic process.
AUGGCGUUCGUGAAGAGAAUACCCUGGAUCGAAACACCCCUGAUUGAAUCUGCUUCCUUAUCAAAGACGGCUGGAUGCAGAGUAUUCCUCAAACUAGACCUCCUUCAGCCUUCUGGCUCUUUCAAAUCUAGAGGAAUUGGAAACCUCAUCUGCAAUGCCCUUCAAGACCCAGCCAACAGAGGCAAAGAACUCCACUUCUUUAGCUCCUCUGGCGGAAACGCCGGUCUGGCUGCCGUUAUCGCGGCGCGUGAUCUCGGCUGCCGUUGUACAGUUGUCGUGCCGUACUCGACGAAACCUAUGAUGAUCACAAAGCUGCGGGAGGCCGGUGCCACUGAUGUGAUCCAACAUGGGGACAGUUGGUUUGAGGCCGAUACGUAUCUUCGGGAGACAUUUAUUGAGAAUCAGGACCAAGGAGGCGAUGCCGCGACAAAGAGGAAUAUCUACGUUCCACCGUUUGAUCAUCCGCAGAUCUGGAAGGGUGUCGGGACUAUGAUUGAUGAGAUCGCACAGCAAAUGCCGCCUAGGGAUGUUUCGAAAGGUUCUUUUCCCGCAGAUGCUGUGAUUUGUAGCGUUGGUGGAGGUGGCCUCUUUAAUGGUGUGGUUGAGGGGCUGGGUCGACAUCUGGCAACUAAAAAUGGCGAUGCUCCUGGGGGCAAGGUCCGCGUUUUAGCCGUCGAAACUGAAGGAACUGAUUCCCUCGCUUUGUCCCUUCGAAAAGGUACAUUGCAGCCGCUCCCGGCUAUUACGUCCCUCGCUACAUCGCUAGGAGCACUUCAAGUGGCGCCGCAGACUCUGAAGAACGCGCAGUGCCCGCCCGCCAGAGUAGAUGUCGUCAGCGUUGUCGGCUCUGAUGCGGAAGCUGCCCAAGGCGUGAUUCGGCUCGCGGAUGAACACCGGUUGCAAGUUGAAUUGGCUUGUGGUAUCAGUGUAGAGGUUGGUGGCUCGGUGAAGCUGAGGGAUUACAUGCCUGAUCUGACGCCGGACAGCCGGAUAGUUAUUGUUAUUUGUGGAGGAAGCAAUGUCACUGCGGAGAUGGUGGUGGAGUAUAGGAAAAGGCUUCAUGAUGGUUGGGAUAGCGCAUAG